AUGCCAUACGACAUCUGGUAUAGAACAACCAGUGCCCGCUACAUUGUAUCAUAUGCCCGUAUUGUGGACCCUCUUGCUGACUCGUGGGAAGUGGCUCGCAAGGCGAAGCGAUCAUCAGGCAGAUGCCUUGUCGCACCAUCAAGAACUGCCGUUAAGCGCGCCCCUGUCCAAGUUGCGAGCGAGCUAUCCCUCCUUGGUCUGCCUUCCGAGAUCAAGCGCAUGAUCUGGAGAGAGUACUUUAGACUGCUGGCUGAUCCCAACGAGGGCUGCGUGUUUGUCGAACAGCUCGGCAGGAAGUACCGUGGGUUCCCCCAGCACACCAUCUGGUACAGUCGUGAGGAAUACGGAGCACUUCCAGGUUACUUGGACCUCCUGCUUGUGUCCAGAGAGAUCUACAGAGAAGCCCGAGACGUGUUCUGGCUCACCACCUCCUUCAGCUUCUAUUCGCACAAUCAGCUCGCCGAGUUUCUCAAUCAGAGAAAGAAGAUGUUCAGCCGCCGGCCUCAUCGUUACCCCACCCAGCUCAUCCGCCAGAUACGACUCGACAUUUCCUCUGCUUAUAUGGACCACCGCCAUGGAUACCCAUCGUCCGUCCUCCAUUGUCUUUGGGAUGUUGCUCGCUUGGCCAACCCUGCUCUCAAGCUAGAGUCCCACUACGAGAAGCUCCAAACUCAUGUCGCCGGACGCCGCGUACACUAUAAUAUUGACCCUGACGACAUCAUUGCAUCACUGCCAGAGCUGAUGACCAGACUCCGCGCGUACCAAGCAGAAAUGAAAGCUGCCGGCCUCGACCUGCGUGUCUCAGAGAAGCAAAUGGAGACCUGGCUCGUUGCCGAUGAUGUAUUCACCACUAAGCUCCCUCCCAUCCCACAGAAAGUGGCUGCAAAGAAACGCAACACACCUGCAAGCAAGCGCUGGACUCGCAGGAAGAAGCCAACCUUGAAGUGA
Molecule: messenger RNA, 948 nt
Organism: Aureobasidium namibiae CBS 147.97
Lineage: Eukaryota; Fungi; Ascomycota; Dothideomycetes; Dothideales; Saccotheciaceae
Exons: 2
Coding region: 1-948 (315 amino acids)
Source: RefSeq, a predicted model, not a curated record